Hydractinia symbiolongicarpus is the source of this 1752-nucleotide messenger RNA. RefSeq names its product putative RNA-binding protein Luc7-like 2. Gene Ontology annotation, cellular component: U1 snRNP; U2-type prespliceosome. The transcript is spliced from 11 exons. The coding region runs from base 499 to 1674 and encodes 391 amino acids. NCBI's taxonomy places the organism in Eukaryota, Metazoa, Cnidaria, Hydrozoa, Anthoathecata, Hydractiniidae. The record is from RefSeq and is a predicted model, not a curated record. Gene Ontology annotation, molecular function: mRNA binding. Gene Ontology annotation, biological process: mRNA splice site recognition.
GUAAGAGAGAAUUAUUAUCCCCUUUCAUUUCAUGCAUUUCUUCUUCCUCAGGCUCCCUCCUUUUGUUUAAAAAAUAUUUUGUGUUAUUUUUGCAGAAAAGAGAAUCUGUUUAAGGACAAGGCCAAAGCAGUGUUGUUUUUUGCUUAGCUAGUAAAAAGAUUAAAUAGACUAAUUGUGGAUAAUAGAGAAUAAUUUUAAAAAAAUGACAGCAAUGGGACUUUAGCCCACCCCAGUUUCCAAUAUGCCGCAGGCCCUGAAGGCUAUUUUUAAUAGGUUUGCAUUUUGUUUUAUUUUUAAUUUUUUUUAUCUCGUGUUCUUAAGGUAUGCAAGAUGCAAAUGCUGUAAAGUUUACACAUCCAACAGUUUGCAAAAGUUUCCUACUUGGUCUAUGUCCAUAUGACUUGUUUCAUAAUACGGUUAGUAAGGAACAAAUCGAGUGCAAGGGAUGAAUAAAAUGGUUUUGGAACAUUCAAAUCAAGUAAGAAACUUGAUUUAGGCAUGUGUAGCAAAUUGCACGAUCCUGCACUCAAAGCUGAUUAUGAACUAGCAGCCAAGGACGAAAAAUAUGACUAUGAAAUUGAGCAAUUGGAUCAAAUCAAACAAUUUGUUGAAGAUUGCGAUCGCAAAGUUUCUGUAAACAAACGCAGACUAGAGGAAACACAGGACCAAGAAACAUUAGGUCCAGAAGCUCAAGCAGUCCAUGAUCUGAAUGAACAAAUUGGUAUAAAGCUGGCUGAAGCAGAAGAGCUAGGAGCUGAUGGAAAAGUGGAAGAGUCUAUGCAAAUGUUAGCUACAGUUGAGCAGCUCAAACAAGAUAAGCGCAAAGCAGAGGACAUAUAUCGAAACACAGUACCAGCAGCAACAAACCAACAGCAAAAACUGAGGGUGUGUGAGAUCUGUGCAGCUUUCUUAAGUUUGUAUGAUAAUGACCGGCGUUUGGCAGAUCAUUUUGGCGGGAGAUUGCAUAUGGGUUUUAUUCGAGUUCGAGAUAGACUGACAGAGCUAGAAGAGACAGUCAGUACAAUGCGAAAAGCUCGUGAGGAAGAGAGGCGCAAACGUCGCGAAGAACGCGAAGAACGAGGAAAAGGCAGAUCGUCUGAUAGGGAUCGAGAUAGAUAUCGCGACAAGGAUCGCGAUCGAGAUCGGGAUAGAAGACGGAGCAGUUACGAUCGUCGCGAUCGCGACAGAGAUCGUGAGAGGGACAGAAAGCGAAGAAGCAGAAGUCGAAGCAAGGACCGGGAACGUAGAAGAAGUCGCAGCAGAGAAAGACGUCGAAGUCGAGACAGGAGUCGUGAGCGGCGACGAGACCGAAGUCGCGGAAAAGAUAAAAGCCGAGACCGAAGUCGAGAAAAAGAUAAAAGUCGUGAUCGUAGUCGUGACAGAAGUCGCGAUCGAGCACGGAUUGGAGACGAAAGCAAAAACGACAAAUUACAAGACCAAAAAUCACCCGAUAUGAACCGAAUGGUGUCAGUUGAAGAGGGCUCCGAAAAACAAACUGUGAAUAAAAUCGAAAAUCUUGACGAAGAAAGUGCGGAGAAUAAAGAUAGCAAUGAACAACAAUUAUUUAAACAAAUAGAUAUGGCAACCGAUGCGAAUUCUAACGAUGUUACGGAUGUACCAACACACACGCCUGCUUUACAAGAAACUAAUGAAAACUCGUUAACGAAUUCCUGAGUGCUCCUGUUACUGAUAUCGACAUAGAACUUUCUAAAGAUGUAUAUAAUUUUCUAAUUUAAAUAUAUACUUAGUAUA